Messenger RNA from Chenopodium quinoa (quinoa), 6724 nucleotides. RefSeq lists its product as uncharacterized. Bases 1 to 6324 code for a protein of 2107 amino acids. The record is from RefSeq and is a predicted model, not a curated record. Gene Ontology annotation, molecular function: metal ion binding. Gene Ontology annotation, cellular component: nucleus. NCBI's taxonomy places the organism in Eukaryota, Viridiplantae, Streptophyta, Magnoliopsida, Caryophyllales, Amaranthaceae. The transcript has 11 exons.
AUGUUGACCAUCCUCUGCUUCCCAAACCCCCUACUCUAUACAACCGCUCUCUUUUCCCCUCACCACCAUGAACCACCACAACAACCACCACCAUUACCGCCACCACCACCAACAACAGCACCACCACCACCCUCAACUCAUCGACUCAUCCUCCUCCCCUCGCUACCUCCCCCACCUUCCUCCUCCUCCUCCUCCGCCGUCUUUCCCCGACGACCAUCCUCAUCUCUUUCCUCCUCCGCCGCAGCGCCACCUUCCUCCUCCUCCUCCACCCCACCACCAUCAUCAUCAUCAUCCUCUCUCUCCUCGCCUCCUUCACCAUCCUCCUCCACCCCCACCACCUUCUCACCAUUCCCCAUUGAAACCCCCUUCAAUUUCAUCAACUCCCCUCCUCACCAACACCACCAUAACCCCCAUCAACAGCCUCAUCCUCAUCAUCGUCGUAUUCUGGAAGACGACCCUCGAGAUGGGUUUCGAUCUCCGACUCGGGUAAUCCCUCCUAGUCAUUAUCAUCAUCAUAAUCAUAAUCAUCAUAGUAUUCAUGAUGUUGAUGUUGAUGUUGAUCAUCAGCUUCGAUUUCGGUUAUCUCAACUCCCUCCGCCGCCGCCGCCUUCUAGGGUUUCGCCGAUGUCUCCUGUUGCGCGUCGUUCUCCUACUCAAUUUGCUCAGUUUGAUAGGGUUAGGCGUGAGAUUGAAAGUCCUCCUAGGUUUAGGGAGGAAUUGGGUUUAGAUUCUCGUGUUAGGGUUCAUCAUUCUGAUGGGGUUGAGUAUCAAUUGAGGCGGGAUCGGGGUGAUGAGCGUAGGGUUUUGGGGGUUUUUGAUAGAUUGGAAGGGGAUUUUGGUCGUGAUCGUGAGUUUGAGCAUCAUGAAAAGUAUUAUCCUGAGAUGAUGCCGGUGAGGAAGGAGAUUGAGUUGAAUUCGGGGAGUAGUGAUUGUCGUCGAGGGUCGUUGAAUGAUGAGGGAUUGAUGAGGGGUGGUAGGGAUGAUGUUGUGUUGGAGGAGAAUGUGAAUAUGAGGCGGGGUAGUGGCGGUGGCGGUGGUGGUUCGAGGGAAGUGUCUCGGUCUCCCAUCAAGUUUCGGAUUGGAGGGGUUGAGGUUGAUGAUGAGGGAAGUAAUAGAGGGAGGAAGGAAGAGGUUCAAGAGUAUAGUAAUCGCGGUACUCCUAAGAAGAAUGUGCAGAAGAAGAGUGCAUUUCUUAGGAUACAACCAGGGAAACCACAGCAGCAACAUAGUAGUAGUUUUAGGAAUAGGUUUGAUAAUAAUACUAAUAGAACUCCUAGUCCACACAAAGGAAAAGAGUCGAAUUCGGAGUCUUUAGAUUCAAGGGUAAGUGAAGAGAGAGUGAGAAACCCUGUCGAACUUGAUGUGUCUUUUAAAUCAAAUGCUUUAGUGGCCAAGCCGAUCAUGGCUGCCCCUUCUUGUUCUGGGGUAGAUUGUAAUGUGAAUAACUCAUUGAAUGAUUUAGGUGUUAGAACAGAUGGUGAUAGUCUGCCAAAAGUAGAGAGUCUUACUGACAAUUCUUCUGUAUCUAAAAGGGAAGAGAAACAUAUUAAGAAUAGGGUUAGAGUGUCUCCUAUCAUGAAGAGACUUGGCAAUCCAAAUAAUGUAGAGGUACGCAGUAAUCGUUCAGAAUCGUCUUCUGGAGGGUCUAGUAGCAUGUCUGGAGGUAUUACUUGUAAGGCAGAUUCGAAAGGUGAGGUUUUGGGUAAGGUUAAUAAGAAAGCUGGAUUAGAUAAUGUAUCUUUGCCUGUUAGGAAGAAGAGGAAAGCCAAUAGCCCUCUUUCCCGCCUAUCUAGAUCAGUGUCCACAAAGACAGAUAGUGGGCUUGUAAAUGUGAACUGUUCAGCCAAUCAUCCAUCUGAUGGCUCUAUGCCUUCUGAUGUCUCUGUAAAGAAUUUAGAGAUGAAGUCUUCUUGUGGCGCCGAUGUUAUUGAUUCAACUCAGAACAUAUUAGUGGAUAUGGGCAAAUUUGAUGUCAGUAAAUCCUCUACUGCUUUAGAUCAAGGGGAAGUUCUAGGUCAUCCUGUUUCUGAAGUGUCUGAUUCUUCUAAGAGAAUGAGGGAGAUUGGAAUGUCUGAAUAUCUUCCUGAUUCACCAGGAUCACUGAGGACUGGAUUUUCUGAUGGUCAUGGAAACAUGGAGGGUAUGUUACAAGAUGAGCAGAAAAUCUCUAAUCCCUAUGAGGAUGUGACAAAACCUGUGGAGAAAUUUAGUUCGGACGUAUAUAUUGAAAAGGAUAGUGUCAAGGAUCAGGAUAUGGCUCCUGUAUUGGUCGGCAAUCAUGGUUCUGAGGAAGGUUCCUCUGAGCUAGCGUUACGUGUUGGAGACAAUGUGGAUAGUAAUGACAAUUGUCAUGGAAAUGUGGAUACAUUGGAUUUUGUAGAAAACAUGAGUUCUAUCUCAAUUCCAGCUGAUGUCUCAAACAAAGAAAAUAUAGUGGAUUUAUCAUGCCCAUUGACUGAUGCUGUUAAGUCUUGUGAAAAACAGGUCUUUUCUUCACCUGAAAAUGCUACUAUUGGACUAUCAUUAGGGAGUUUGUAUUCUGAUAGAAAUUAUGAGCCAGAAUCAAGGUAUUCUGAGGAUUAUGAAAAGUUGGAAAGUAUCUCAAUUGAUGUCUGUAAUGACAAAAGAACCUCCCUCAGUUACGAUGAUUAUGUUACCAUUAGUUUAGAACAUGUAAAAAACAGUGCUCCUGAUGUCAGGGAUACAAAUGACAUUCAGGAGCAACAAUGUCAAGGUUCGGAGACCAUGUUAGUCAAUGAUGAUACCACAUUAGAAAAAGAAGACAAUUCAAAGACUUGUGUUGAUGCAGGUGGUGUAUUGGCUGUUCCUGUUAAAAAGGAUAGCUCUCAAUUCAACAGAAAGAGAAAAUCCAAAACUGAGCCAGACUCUUUAGAUUCGAGAAAAUCUGAAUCGUGUCAACUGGUUGUGAGCUUAAGCCUUCCUAUUGAAAAUGCAACCCUUCCUGUAGAGAAACAUAGCUCUGCAGUUUCAGGGUCAUCAUGUGUCGAAUCAGAUGUUUCACAUGGAAAUGAAAUUGCUGGAAGUUGUGUAAAGGGUAUGAAUUCCAUGAAUCACCCUCCUGAUUUAGUUCUAAUUGAGCAUUCUUCUAGUUUUGGUAAGAAAAGGAAAGUAUAUCCAUUGGAAUCAGUUCUCUCUGAUGCACCAGAGUCUGAGAGUUCUGAUUUACCUGUGUCUGGAAAAUCGUUGACACCUGUAGCUGAUGAGCCCUCCGCCAAUAAUUCACCACAAUUUUCAGAGAGAUCUGAACUACAAAAGUCUGUAAUUACUGGGAAAGAUGCAGUUGACAGAGCAGCCAGCAAUUUGUGUGCAGAAACAUUGUGUGCAGAAACAUGUAGCUUAGCUGACAACUCAAUCUCCGACUUCCUGUGCACAGAUUCAUGUUUAUCUAUCACAGGUAGUACCCCACUAGUAGAGCAGUCUAAUUUGCCUGAAUCCGGGUGUCAUCAGAAGGUAGAUGAGAAUUUGAUGACGGCUGGAUCCAAUGAUGGAAAUGGGCUCAUUGCGUUAGCAACAAAUGAGAGAGAGAGUAAUUUGCAGUGCUUGCCUGUUGAUCAUACCAGGGAUGCAGAUCAAGGAUCUCUGGCAAUGAAUUUGGAUUGUGAUGCUGAUAUUGCUCUAAAUUCUAAUCCAUCCUCUUUGUCUGGUUGUUUGCAGUCACGUGCUGAAUCUACUCAUGGUGGAGUUACUUCUAACUUUGAUGUGUUGGAUACACCAUCCUAUUCGGGCCUAACUGAGGCUUGCUCUCUUCUUCCUUCAUCCUCGGAUACAUCAAUUGCCAGUCCAGUGAUUCAUGUGACCUCAGGUGAGAAGCUGUGUAAGGAUGACAAUAAAUCAAGUAAACCUUUUACAAAGCAGAGCUCGAUUACCUCCCAGGCCAAUCUACUUCCUGAAAGUCUUAAGAAAAGCUCGAAGCUAGGUAUAUCAGCAACAUCAGGUGUUCAGCCAUAUGCUCAGAAGGGUGUAUCGAUGUCAUCAAAGCAGGGAAAGACUACAAUAUCCAGCUCAAAUUUCAUGAUCAGACAGAGGAAGAAUGUGCUAAAUCGUUCCGAAGCAAGUCCUUCCACCAGCCAUCUUUCAGCCGUGAUUAAUCCCUCCAAAUCACAGACUUUUCCUGUAAAACCUCGUACAUGGCAUCGAACAAGUAACUUAACAUCUAACAUACCUGUGAAAAAGCCAUCCAUGGGAAUUCCUCCACCACCCAGGGCACUGUCUGGUAAAGCCGUGAAGGUUCAGGACACUUCUUACAUACGAAAAGGAAACAGUCUUGUAAGAAAUCCUGUUUCUGGUGCAGCCACUUCAGGUUCUCUUGCUGUUGGUGCACCCAUUGAUCGGCCAAGGCCAAAUAAGACAGACAAGAUCAGGAAGACUGUGGGCUCUGUGAUGAUUGAGUCUACUGGGUUACCUGAUGGCCUUGUGAAAGGAGGGCGAAAUGCCCCCAUUGAUAUGCCAAAGACGCCUCCAUUACCCUGCAGUAGUAAGACAUCAGAUAAUGAUGCUGUAUACUCCGGACAAUGCACAUCCUCCUUACAUGUGGAUCACUCUGAAGGAACUGACAAUGAAGAGGCACUUAAAUCUCCUGAUGUUCCAUUGAAUUCCUUUAUGGAUCCUGAAACUGCUGUGAACAUAAAUUUGGAGGAUCCUGUUAUUUUGAGUGAUGGAGAUUUGCUUGGAUCGAAUUCAGAGAAGAUGAUAUACAUUAAGCACAAAUCAAAUCAAUUGAUUGCUGCUUUAAAGUCCUCACAAUCAUCUUUGCUGAACAUUGACAAGGGCACAGCUACAUCUUCCGAUAUCAAUUACUUCAAGAGAAGAAAAAACCAACUCCUUAGAGCUUCCUCUGAUGGUAAUAUUCAGCAAAUGGCUGUGGUAAAUACAGAUAAUUCCAAGUCACUUUCUCAAAGGGCUUUUCAUGCUUCCUCUGGCAGAAGUUUUACUAAAAGACUAUCAAAUAAAGUUAAAUCUACAAAAUUUUCGCUGGUUUGGAAGUUGGAUGAGUCCAAGUCCUGUGGUAAAGGUGUUGAUUCAAUGAGAUCGAGGAGACUGCUGUCCCACUUGUUACCUUGGAAAAGAGCUACUUAUUGGAGUCGAAAACUGCUUUCUUCAAAAAAGAGGGGUGCUGUGUAUGUAAGGUCGAGUCGUGGUUUUUCUUUAAGAAGAUCAAAGGUCAUAAGUCUUUCUGGAACUAGUUUAAAAUGGUCAAAGUCCAUGGAAAAGCGUUCAAAGAAGGUUGGAGAGGAAGCUGCUAAGGCAGUUGCUGCAAUGAAUUCUGUACAAAAAUUUGGAUCCUCAAGAACUAGUUCUAAAGCAGGCGAACGAAUAUUUCGUAUUGGCGUUUUUCGAUACCGUAUGGAUCCUUCAAGGAGGACACUUCAAAGGAUUUCAGAUGAGGAAGCAUCUGACUUUACUGCUUCAAAGACAGAAAAGGAUGUCAGAAAAACUUAUGUGCCAAAGAGGCUAAUGAUUGGAAGUGAUGAGUAUGUUCGGAUUGGCAAUGGCAACCAGCUUGUUAGAGACCCAAAGAGGCGCACUCGCAUUUUGGCUAGUGAAAAAGUUCGAUGGAGUUUGCACACUGCUAGGAUGCGAUUAGCCAAAAAACGUAAAUUCUGCCAGUUUUUCACUAGAUUUGGUAAAUGCAACAAGGGUGAAGGAAAAUGUUCAUUUAUACACGAUCCAUCCAAAAUUGCAGUCUGCACCAAAUUUUUGAAGGGUUUAUGUGCCGAAUCGGAUUGCAAAUUGACUCAUAAGGUUAUUCCAGAAAGAAUGCCCGAUUGUUCAUUUUUCCUGCAAGGUUUAUGCUCCAAUGAAAAGUGUCCUUAUCGUCAUGUCAAUGUGAAUCCAAAAGCCUCUAUAUGUGAGAGCUUCCUCAGGGGCUAUUGUGCUGAAGGGAAUGAGUGCCGGAAGAAGCAUAGUUACAUCUGCCCCAAAUUUGAAGCCUCCGGUAGCUGCCCUCAAGGAUCAAAAUGCAAACUUUACCAUCCAAAGAUAGGAAAGACUAAAAAACGGAAAGGUCAGAGGGAUCAGAAGAAUGCUAAGGGACGUUAUUUUGGUUCUGAUCUCUCAGUGGUUGUAGAUCCUGAGACGAAACCCAUUAUGCUGAAAAAUCAUGCUGAACCCAACAAAGUCAGUAGUGUUUCCUUUCAAGGAGACUUGGGUGAUUUUGUCAGCCUUGAUGUUAGUGAUGAUGAAGCGCAAGAGGAUGAACUGACGAGUGAGCAUACCUUCUUAUCUGAGGACGGCCCUCAGAAUUCUCAGUUGGAUGAUUUUGAUGAACUGAUAAAGCCUCUUCGCUUACUGGGUAGGCUUUAGGCAAAUCCUAGAUUUUAUUAGGCAAAUCCUUAAACACGCCCCACUGCAGUCAUGGGAAGGACAAGGAAUAUCAUGGAGAUGCAGUCAUCUGUAAAUGUCUUGUUUAUUUGCAUUUCCUCCUUCUUUUCCUUUUUUCUUGGGGUGUUCAUUGGGACAGGAGGGAUUAUGUAGUAUACUUUCUUUUUUUUCUUUUUUAUUUGGCAAUAUACCGCCUUGUAAAGUUGUAGAGAUUAUACUAUAACAUUUGUACUUUAUGUAAUGAUCAAUGAAUUAGUGAGUUUUACAAAAGGGAAAAGUUUUCCAACAAUUUGAGAACUUCCUGUUGGGUUUGGUUUUGAAUUUGUGUUGCUACAAGGCUGGAGGAUCAUUAAACACGUUAAGGCGAUUUUCUUCCACAUUA